Molecule: messenger RNA, 2668 nt
Organism: Gambusia affinis (western mosquitofish)
Lineage: Eukaryota; Metazoa; Chordata; Actinopteri; Cyprinodontiformes; Poeciliidae
Gene: ncstn
Product: nicastrin
Exons: 13
Coding region: 85-1758 (557 amino acids)
Biological process (GO): Notch receptor processing; protein processing
Cellular component (GO): membrane
Source: RefSeq, a predicted model, not a curated record
GGAAAGCGGAACCAAAAACCGGAACCCGGGUGUUUCCCAAAUCUUCACUUCCUGUUGUGUUUUUCUGCUUUUCAAACCAGGAAGAUGGAUUUGUUGUCGAACAAAUGGAUUGUAUAUUUGGCGUUAUGUCUGUUUGUCGCUGGUAUCAGUUGUAAUUCAGUGGAAAACAAAAUUUACGUGAAGCUCAACUACACUGUGCCAUGUGUGCGACUUCUUAAUUCAACCCAUCAAAUAGGCUGCCAGUCAUCUUUGUCAGGCGAUGUUGGAGUUCUCCAUGUACUUGAGUCAGAAGAAAACCUGGACUUUGUGCUUCGUAAUGGCCACAAUCCUCCUUACAUGGUCAUCAUGGAGUCUUCCCUCUUUACCAGAUCCGUCAUGAUGAAGCUGAAGAACGGCUCCAGCAGGGUGGCCGGCGUCGCUGUGGUGGAGCCCACCUCCAACCCACCGGACGGCUUCUCCCCUCACACUCGCUGUCCCAACGAGAACACAGGUGUGUACUCAGAGAACUACGGCCCAGGUCUGGCCCACUGCAACACCACAAAGUGGAAUCCCCUCGGCAACGGUUUAUCCUAUGAGGAGUUCGACUUUCCCAUCUUCUCUAUGAAAGACGACAAUGACACACAGCUCAUACGGCAGUGCUACAUGGAUCACAACCGUCCCGUGAAUGGCAGCGACCCUCAGUACCCUCUCUGCGCCAUGCAGCUUUCCUCCCACAUGUCCGCCGUCACCAACACACCCACCUGCAUGAGGAGAAACAGCAUCAGCUUUAGCAUGAGUAAUGGUCAGCCUGACAUGGUGUGUGAUCCUUUGAGUGACCACAAUAUUUGGGCCCCUAGUAAACCUUUGAACACCACACAAAACGGCCACAAGCUAAAUGAGAGCGUGAUCAUCGUAUCAGCCAGGCUCGACAGCAGGUCCUUUUUCUCUGAGAUCGGCCCCGGGGCGGAGAGCGCGGCCUCGGGCCUCGUCACCCUGCUGGCGGCGGCUCACGCUCUACGAAACGCCACGCAGGACGCUCAGCUGCACCGAACCAUCUUCUACACUUUCUUCCACGGGGAAACGUUUGACUACAUCGGCAGUUCGAAAAUGGUUUACGAUAUGGAGAAAAAUCAGUUCCCGAUCGAUCUGGACAACGUUCACUCUGUGCUGGAGAUUGGACAGGUGGGAUUGCAUUCCAGCUCCAGCCUCUGGCUCCACACCGAUCCGGUCUCUAUGAGGAAUAGCAGCGUUCAGGAAGAGAAACACACUUUUCUCUCAGACAACGACACGGUGAACUUCUACAUCAGUGUGGAGCAGCAGGCCAGCUUACCGACUAUUCUGGUCAAGUACCUGUUGGCCAACCUGACUGGGACCGUCGUCAACGUGACGCAGGAAAACUGCAGGAAUCAGAAAGAGAGCGAAGACGACAAGGAGAGCAAGCAUUUGUAUAAAUACUUCUGGGUUCCGGGCGCAGCACCGCCUAACAGUACGGAGCGAGACGGAUUCUGCGUCCGCUCCACGGUGCAUUUGUCCAAGGCCAUAUCCCCGGCCUUCGAGCUGGAGAACUACACCACCAGCGAGUAUUCGACAUGGACAGAGUCCAGGUGGAAGGAAAUCAAAGGACGCAUAUUCCUCGUGGCCAGCCACGACCUGGAGAUGCUGACGCUCGGCGUGGGGAUCGGCGUGCUGCUCUCCUCCCUCCUGCUGACCUACAUCAUGAGCUCCAAGGCUGACAUCCUCUUCAGCUCAGGGAGGGAGCCUACUAGCGCCACCUACUGAUCCACAGGGCGUCGUCUCCGGCCCGUCACCACUACACUCCUCCUCCUGCUACUACAAUAACCGCUAGUACUACUUCUGUCCCACGCAGACUUUAAAACUCAGCAAGCGAAGGUACACAGACGGCUUCGCCUCGGCUGAACGCGGGGCGCCGGUUCUGACUCCGUGUUCAUGGACUCGCUCAGGUGAGGCUUGACGUCAGGACCGGAUGGAUCUGGACUCUUCAGGAACAGGAAACACUGGUCAGGCACCAGCGGCGCCCUGUCAGUGGACAAGAUGUUUAUAUUUCUCUGGAUUUUUUUUUUUUUUUUUUGGUUUUCACCUUUUUAAUGUCAAGGAAUGUUUUUGUUUACUGUGUCACGGGACCGGCACUAAACAGUGAGUGUGUGAGAAGCUGCCUGAUUGAUUUAGAGUCAUUUUGAGUGUGUGUGUGUGUGUGUGUGUGUGAACUUUGGGGAUUGCAAUGGUAUGUGCAAUACUUUAGCCGUCUUCUGUGUAAAUGUAGUUAAAUUAUCAGCUGUAAUGAUUCAAGAACCACUUUUCAAGCCAAUGAUCCAUUGGUAAAAAUCAAAUUUAUGCUUUAAACUGACCUAGAAAGGAUGAUGUUAGGACAUUUAUACUGUUUAUGCCACUACAUGUGCGUGUAGUGAUUUAUUUCUUUUAACAUUCGAAGGGGAGAAGAUCUUGAUUCAGCUGGAAAAAAUCUGGAAAUUUUGAGUUUUGAUACUGAAAAUGUUCCUGGUACUUUUGCUCUGUGCUCCCUUGAAUUCCUUUUUUUUUUUUUCCAACAAUCUUAGAAUAACUUUUUGGAGAUUUUGACCAUUUUGUAGAUGAAAUGCCUGGAAUAAAACAUGCAUUGUGAGAUCUUGAAGACAAAAAAAUAAAUAAAUAAAACAUUUGCUUUUUAAAAAAA